AAAAGGCGAGUGCUCAAACGUUCUGUUUUCCGAACGCAGCCGAUGUGGCAGCUAAUGCGUGCGCGGGGUGUCACGGUAUCUUGCAUCGCGCGGGUGAUGCAGGCAGCGUGAUGGCGCGAGACGUGGAGUGGGACAAAGUGGGGAAGGAUGGCGGAACGGAUUGUACGACGGAUUUGUGCACACCGCCUCGUUAACUGCUGACAAGCGCGGAUCCGAGGGGCGUUGGACUGCGGAUGAAUCGUGGCGGCGGAGGAAGAUGCUGGCCGCCGUGAGCGGUAAAUAGUCGCGAUCCGACCCCCGCGGCGUGCAUCACGGAUGUGAUAAACAAUGUUGACGUGAGUCACGGCGACGGCGCUUGGGAGCGACAGCACAUUUUGUACACGGGACGGGAGAGUGAGAAGAGGAGCGAGAGCGAGAGGGGAGCACGAUGUUACCGCCUGCGUUAGAUAAGACGUGCUAAUCGCCGCUCGCGAGAACGCCACCUCAGGAGCAAUGGACGAUGAACAGCCGGCGAGGGAGGCCAACAAGAUCUGCGGAGUCUGCGGCGACCGGGCGCUCGGCUACAACUUCAACGCCGUCUCCUGCGAGAGCUGCAAGGCCUUCUUCAGGAGGAAUGCGCUCAAGAACAAGGACUUCAAAUGUCCCUUCACGGAAAACUGUAACAUUACGCCAGUAACCAGACGUUUUUGCCAAAAAUGUCGUCUGGACAAAUGUUUUAGUAUUGGUAUGCGCAAGGAGUACAUAAUGUCUGAAGAAGACAAAGUCCUGAAGCGCAAGAAGAUCGAGAAGAAUCGCGCGAAGAAACGAACUCAAUCCGACAAUGCCAAAGCGUCAAAAAUCAAAAAGGACUCCGUGGACGACUGUACGUUCGAGGACACGUCGAUGUCGGUCAAUUCCGUCGCGUCGACGAUAUCGGAGACAUAUUUUUGGGAAUCUGAUAGGAAAUACACAGACUUAGACGGCAAUAGGCAAAAUGUAGUCGAAAGUAUGAGCCCGGUGACGGCGGCGAGCGUGCCGAGUCCAUCGAGUCCACCGGAGAGCACGAAUAUCGCUGAAACGAAGACAUUAGACAUGCUGAAGGAGUCCGCUCAUGGUUCAAGAUCCAAUCUUGCCAGGUACGACGAAUGCAAAUCUAUUCUGUAUGUAAAGAACAACGUAGAGAUAGAAUCGCGAAGGAUUAAAUCGGCAUUCUUUGUUCACAGCCGUGCGAGAUUCACCGACUUCAACAUGACGCCACAGAACACGGGAAAGGACAAGAGUUCUCCCACGAACUCGGGGAAAUUCGAGCAGAGCCCAUUGCAGUUCAGCACCGAAUUUGUAAACAUGAACGGUGACGCGACGAUGUACAGUUCUCCGUUUGAGGAGAGCGCGCCUAGUUACUCCAAAUUCGAGCAAAAUUCUCUCGCGUACAGCGCGACGAGUCAGCCGGACUUGAGUCUCACGCCGUCGAAAGAAGAGACGCUGUGUCAGAAAUCGAAGGAAACGUGCUCGAGCGGGAGCAGUCUGGUCGCCAAAUUCAAAGAGGAUCCCGCGCUGCUCACAAAGUUCGCCAGCAAUUCGAGUUUGCUCGCGAAGAUAUUUCAGGAUCAGAGGGUGAUAAUGAAAAUUAUGGCGGAUCCCGAUAUGGCGACGUGUUUGGCAGCCGAUCCGCACAUAACGCGGUUCUUGGAGGAGCACGGCGUGAGCAGUACGACCGACGCAGGUGACAACAAAACGGCUAGUCAGCCGAAAGAAGUUGUGGAAAAUAAUACUAGUAGUAGUAGUAGUAAUAGUAGUAGUAGUAGUAACGUCACCACGCCAAAGACCAAAGGUAGCCACGUGGAGAAUCCGAUCCUGACGGAUUUGAUUACCAAUCGUAAUACCGAAGAAUGUAAGAAUCAAAACUUGGAACCUGGCACGAGUACGGAUUGGAAUAAAAAUACUGCCGAUGUCACCAGAGAUGUUCUCCAGGAAGUUCAAAGGAUACCAAUCGCUGCUAAUUCGAUAGAGUCUAUUCUAUGCGAGGCCAUCAAGUUGGAAUAUUCAGCGUUUUCUAGUUUCGGCGGCAAUCAAAGCAGUAGAGAAUUAAAUGACGCCGAGAGAGCGAAAUUGAACGAGCUGAUAGUUGCCAAUAAAGCGUUAUUGGCUCCCUUAGACGAUGACAUAACGAAUUUAGUUGGCGAGGAAUGUAAAUUCAAGAACAAUUUCGGACAAUCUGAUCCAAUGCUAUUAGACGUAAUAAAUCUAACGGCUAUAGCAAUUAGGCGCUUGAUAAAAAUGUCGAAGAAGAUAAACGCCUUCAAGAAUAUGUGCCAGGAGGAUCAGUUAGCCCUGCUGAAAGGCGGCUGCACAGAAAUGAUGAUUUUGAGAUCGGCCAUCAAUUACGAUCCGGAUAAAGACAUGUGGAAGAUACCUCAUAGCCAAGAAAGUAUGUCAAAUAUUAAAGUUGACGUUCUGAAAGAAGCUAAAGGAAAUUUGUACGCGGAACACGCGAGGUUUGUGAGAACAUUUGAUCCACGCUGGCGGGAUGAAAACAUUAUUUUAAUUUUGAGCGCAAUCGCCUUGUUCACGCCUGAUAGACCGAGGGUUGUGCACGGGGAUGUUAUUAAACUAGAGCAAAAUUCAUACUAUUAUCUCCUCAGACGAUAUCUGGAGAGCGUUUAUCCCGGCUGCGAGGCCAAAUCCACGUUCCUCAAAUUGAUACAGAAGAUUUCCGAGCUUCAUAAACUCAACGACGAAGUCGUGGGAGUUUACUUGAACGUCAAUCCAUCCAGCGUAGAGCCACUGCUUAUAGAAAUAUUCGAUUUGAAGCAUUGAUUUCUCAUUUUCUACGUAUGAGAAUUAAGGAGCUAUUGCAUUUGUGCUGGAAUAUAUUUCCGCACGACAUCCUAAGUCAAAGAAGCCGAUACCUGGGACCGCCAAUUCAGAUAUUUAUAAAAUAAGGUUGUUUUAAGUAAAAUUUCAUUUGCAUCGCCUCUUUUUAUAUAAAUGAUAGUAUACAGCGAUACUUCAAUGACUCUCGAGAUUUUCGUGCGACGAAAUGAAGACUAUGUAGCAUAUAGUUUAGCAUGCGAGAAAACGUAGAAAGCAAAAAAAAGAAGCCGGUUAAUGCAAUAUGAGCUUAACAUAAAGUGAUACAAUGUCUGCCACAAUUCAGUAGCUCUGCAAGCGGAACACAUUUACGCACGAUUCAUCGAAAAUCAGCAACUUUAAUUGUACUAGAACUAAUGGUAAGAAUGCCAUGUCAUAAUUAAGAAUGGCAAUAUUCUGCUUCGUAAUAAGUACAUGUUAUAUUGUUAAGUAUUUUCACGGAGUAUCUUUUGAGCUCUAUCAUUCUUACUGCGUGCUAAGAGUAAAUGUACGCGUACAACGACAGCAUAAUUCCUAGGUGGCUGUUCCAAUCAUGUUUUUUCGAAAGAUGAUUAAAUAUAUAUAUAUAUAUAUAUAUAUACAUAUAUAUAUUUUUUUUAACACGUGGAUUAUAUCUUGUCAAAGUUUUUAUUCUCUAAGCAAAUGUACAUUAUUUAUAAGAUAAGACUUGCGUUUGCAAUAUAUCUAUAUGAAUAUAUAGUUCAAGACUGUAAAUGUUGAAAACUUUGCGCUCCGAAGGACAUCUUGAAAGAACGAGAUUUUAAUUAUGUAAACUUGAUUAUAUGAAUUGUAAUAUAGUAAAUUUAGUCAAAGUAUAUAUGUAAAUGAGAGUAGAAGAAAGAUAUUGUACGUGUGUACGUGUUGUUGUUGCAAUGUGCACGCGAUAAAUUGUGAUAACCUGAUAUAAAUAUAUUUUUCAAAAGUA
Molecule: messenger RNA, 3775 nt
Organism: Linepithema humile (Argentine ant)
Lineage: Eukaryota; Metazoa; Arthropoda; Insecta; Hymenoptera; Formicidae
Gene: Hr96
Product: Nuclear hormone receptor HR96
Biological process (GO): negative regulation of transcription by RNA polymerase II; positive regulation of transcription by RNA polymerase II; cell differentiation
Molecular function (GO): zinc ion binding; RNA polymerase II cis-regulatory region sequence-specific DNA binding; nuclear receptor activity
Source: RefSeq, a predicted model, not a curated record